Messenger RNA from Plodia interpunctella (Indianmeal moth), 5192 nucleotides. It is a transcript of the gene Pka-C1, whose product is annotated as Protein kinase, cAMP-dependent, catalytic subunit 1. The coding region runs from base 336 to 1397 and encodes 353 amino acids. The transcript has a single exon. Gene Ontology annotation, cellular component: nucleus. Gene Ontology annotation, molecular function: ATP binding; protein serine/threonine kinase activity. The record is from RefSeq and is a predicted model, not a curated record. Lineage: Eukaryota; Metazoa; Arthropoda; Insecta; Lepidoptera; Pyralidae. Gene Ontology annotation, biological process: protein phosphorylation.
CAUAAUUGACCGCCACCGCCACCCUUCAGCAAAUCGUUCGCUCGAUCUCGCUCUGUCGAUCGAGUCCGGUUGUGGAAGCCAUUUUAUUUCAGUGAAUGUGACAAAAUCAUUUUAGGGAAUACUCGUAUUUAUCCUUGUUGUGUCAAUGUGUGCCUGCAACGACUGUUCUUUGUGACGUGUAAUCGUGUAUUAAAAUUUAGGAUGUACGUGUUUCAAAUCGGUUUGUGUUGACCUGCCCCGUUUCUUACGCGGCCGCAGGCAAGCAUCGAUUAGUGUAACAAGGCGGCCUCUAACAACGGCAAGUCGAGGCUUUGGACUUGUGUUAGGUCUGAGCCAUGGGCAACAAUGCUGCCACCGCGAACAAGAAGGUGGACGCUGCUGAGAGCGUCAAGGAGUUCCUUGAUCAGGCCAAAGAGGACUUCGAGGAGAAAUGGAAGAAGAAUCCUACCAACACCGCCGGACUGAAUGAUUUUGAACGAAUCAAAACGCUCGGCACAGGUUCAUUUGGCCGUGUAAUGAUAGUUCAACAUAAACCGACGAAAGAAUAUUAUGCUAUGAAAAUAUUAGAUAAACAGAAAGUUGUUAAAUUGAAACAGGUGGAGCAUACGCUCAAUGAGAAACGCAUUCUUCAGGCUAUCAACUUUCCGUUCUUGGUGAGCCUUAAAUUUCACUUCAAAGACAACUCAAACUUGUACAUGGUGCUGGAGUAUGUACCCGGAGGGGAGAUGUUUUCCCACCUGCGCAAGGUGGGUCGCUUCUCAGAACCGCACUCACGAUUUUACGCAGCCCAGAUAGUGCUGGCCUUUGAAUACUUACACUACCUCGAUCUCAUAUACCGGGAUCUGAAGCCAGAAAACCUGCUGAUUGACUCGCAAGGUUAUCUGAAAGUUACAGAUUUCGGAUUCGCAAAGCGUGUCAAAGGGCGUACGUGGACGCUUUGCGGCACACCUGAGUACCUCGCCCCAGAAAUUAUUUUGUCUAAAGGAUACAACAAAGCAGUGGAUUGGUGGGCGCUUGGAGUUCUGGUCUAUGAAAUGGCGGCAGGCUAUCCACCGUUCUUUGCAGACCAACCUAUCCAGAUUUAUGAGAAAAUCGUCUCUGGCAAGGUCCGUUUCCCUUCACACUUUGGCUCAGAUCUGAAAGAUCUUCUGCGUAAUCUACUACAGGUAGAUUUAACGAAGCGUUAUGGCAAUCUUAAGGCUGGUGUCAAUGACAUAAAAGGCCACAAGUGGUUUGCAAGCACUGAUUGGAUUGCUGUCUUCCAGAAGAAAAUUGAGGCACCAUUCAUCCCACGCUGCAAGGGACCAGGUGAUACUAGUAACUUUGAUGAUUAUGAAGAAGAGGCUCUACGUAUCUCAUCAACAGAGAAGUGCGCAAGGGAGUUUGCCGAGUUCUGAGCGCACAGUUGGUGCCUGCGAGCGGACACUACCGUGAGUAGGUGUUUUGUAUUAGUGAAUCUUCCGUGACCAUGUCGUGGAAUCGUGACGAGUGCAUCUGUGUGUCAGUCACUCUGGGUGAUUAUAGACGCUGUUGCGGCCCUGAGUCAGCAUCUCAGAUGAAGUUUGAAGUGUAAGCAAGAUGAUUGUAGAACUGGUUUCCGAUUUUUCGGUGGCGUUCAUUUGCUUAGUGCCCUUUUAAAGAUAAAGUGUACCCCUUUUUGGUGAUAGCCCAAGAAAUAUCACCAUACAAUGAAACCUUGAGCACCAUACAAUUUCUCCAUACUGAUUUUGAUUUCCAGUUAAAGGUUGUUCAAUGGAGUGUGGUGGGCCUUAUUUAAAUAUUUUGUAUUAUUUUAUAGAAUAUUAUUAUGUAGACCAAUCAUGUAAAAUGUUGAUCAAACUUUCUUGCUUUUGAUAUCGAUCUUACACACACAGUUAAAUUUCUCUACUACAAUUUUAUCUUAUACAUCACUUAACCAUCAAUUUAGUACUAAUUUUGAUCACUAAUUUAAGUAUACAUUAAUGAAUUGAAUUUCCUAAAUUUUAUCUUUAUGGAAUGUUAUGGGUUUUAUUGAUUGACAUUUCACUAUUGGUUUUAUUUAAAAUUAUACUUAAUUGUUGUAUCAGUUGAUAUUUUAGGAACGUUUAUCUACAUCAAAUUAAUAUUGAAGAGAUUAAUUUAUUGUAUUCUAAAUGAUAUGUAGUUGUGUUCAUUUGUGCAAUUUGACCUAUGUGUUUGUGAUCUGAUGUGAGGAUUUAUUUGGACAUAAGUGUAAUCUGUAUUAGUUCCUUAUUAUGUAAGUUUAAAUGUAAUAUUUGGUGAAACUAAACACAUAGAUUCUGCUGCCAGUUGGUGCUGCAAGUUGACGGCGCCGGACCUGGGACUUAUUGCUAGCAUCAGUUUUUUUAAAAGCAAUAAAUUUAUAAAGACAAAUCUCUUCUGCAUAUUCCCACUAUAAUGAAAUUUAUUACCUACUAUUCCUUUUGUGUUAUGUGUAUCAGUAUACAUGUGAACUAUUUCAGCACAAAAUAAAUAAAAGAGAGAAUUUUUAUAUUCAAGACAAUGUUUUUCAUUAUAAUAGGAAUAUGUGAAAAUAAUCUAGUAGUAUAUCUAAAAUGCCGUUUAUGGCGAUAUCUUGUCAUUGAGACUGAUGUUAUCAAUAAGCAUAUUGUAAUAAGCAAAACAAAUAUGAAUUAUUAUCAAGUUUGUAUAUCUUUCAGUCUCAUUUAUGGAAUGAUUGAAACAAAAUUGGUUUACUGGCAAUGUUUAUCAUAAAGUUUGUUAGCUUAGGUGUAGGAAUUUGAAUCCAGGCUGUACAGAUAAAUAUCUAGUUAUUUGUAGUGCAUUUUACAUUGUGAAAACAUCAUGUGUGUCUGUGGUAAUAGAUGUUAUGUUGAAUGGUCCCGGGAAGGUUACUUGCACAUUAUUUCUUAAUGCUAAUCAUGUGACUUUCGAAGUGUUAUCAUUGUUUUAGUUCAUUACCGUAUGUGAAAAGUACUGUUACAAUACAACUAAAAGGAAAACCAGUGACCAUAAUGGGUAGCAUAUAUUUACCUACAGUUUAGGGAUUUGUGCAUAGAGCAGAUAUGAUAUAAUGACAUAUUAUACUAUUACACAAACUGCCAAAUUAUUAGAAAGUCUCAGGUGUUUGAUCUCACAAUUCACUGACAAUAGCCUAGCUCUUAAAUGUAAAGAAGAGUAGUAAUACCAAAUAGAAAUUACACAGUAGUGUUUAGUGGAACUUAUUAUAAACUCUUGUGUAUUUCUCAAUCAAUGUUGAAAGUAAAUAUGUUCUGCCUAUUACCAAUUUGGAACAUCUAUGCUUAAAGAUCAUAUCAAAUAAUAUAAUAGUGUAUUGGACUAAACCUGGCAUAAACAAAAAAUUAUGUUUUUGAAGUUUAAUCAAACAAUAGAAAAUCUGAAAGUUAUGAACCAAAUAAGAGGUGGGGAUUAAUAUUACAGCUACAUGAUACACACUUGAUGAUAAAUCUUCUAGUGAAUUUAUGUGUGUAUUUGGAUUUGAGCAUGAUAGAAAACCAUGCUAAUUACAUUUGCCAUAAUAAGUGUGUUUCAAUCAAUGUACAUUAAAGCCACAGAAAUGGAGAAUAUGAUAGGGAGAAGAUACAAUUGGGAAAAUUGAUUUGAUUACAAGGUGUUUCUCUUAUUGUUUCAGAAUAACAAAAAUUACAUUGAUUUUCUAUUCACCUGGUCAGGUUUUUUCCUAUUCAUUAAUGAGUAUGCAAUCUAUUUUUACUCUAUUUAUAUUUAUGAAUUAUUUACUUUAUUUAUGGAAUGUGUAUACAUAUUAUCUUUAUAUUAAUUACAUCUAGUAGUCCAUGCUCCACAUGGUUCUUUUUAUGUUUAAACAAUGUCCCAUUUGGUGAAGUCUAAAUGUUCUUAUACAUGUGCUAUUUUAUUUGCAAGUCUUUAUUAUUAUUAUUGGUAAUAUAAUAUUAAAUCAUUGGUGCCAUAUUCAAAUCUUGGGAAUAGUUCUGUUUUGUAUAUAUUAAAAGUUGUUGAUAUGUAAGUUUUCUUGACAAUUUCUUUUUCGUCAUACCUACCAAAGCGAAAAAAGACCUUGUGCAUGUGGCACAUCAUUAUGACAUCUUUUGUCACAUACAAUUGUUUAUUAAUGUUGAACACUAUAUUAGGGAGACCAUAUUGUAUCAGAAUAAGAAUCAUUAUGAGUCCUUUAAACUGGCUAGUCACUUUGUUUAAUUUUAAAUGCAUUAUUUGUAUUUACAUUUUUAGUGUCUACUGUGCUUUUUUAGAGUUUCAUAAGAUUAUUAAUAUUAGCAUGAUUAGGUAAUAACUUAAAAUUGUCCUUUGUAAUUGGCUACGAUUAUCAACUGGUGGAUAGUUUUGCAUUUGUUUUAAGUACUGAGACAUUUUCUUCGUAAAGUUAUCGUUGAGUAUCGAAUUAAAUUUUUCUCAGCUCACUUUCGAGCCAUUGUUCUCUUAGUGGUUUUUCAAUGAGAAAAGCAAUCUAUUUUCUAUUGUGUAGUUCGAUGAUAAGCGAAACACACUUUUAUUAGCUACGGAAUGAUAUUCACCAUUCGGACAUUGUUUACAUAUUUAGUACUACAUAUAGAUAAUUUUCGCGUAUUUCUAUAAAUUCAUUGGGUACUUAGUAGUUUCGAAAAUAUUAUUUUAAUUGUAAGAAUAGUAAGGAAUUUCUUGUGUACCCUUCGUCACUAUUAACCGUGAUAUUAACAUCAGUUCAUAGAAUAAAAAAUCAAAGACGCGAAUUCUGUCUGUUUAUUAAAUUUUCAUGCUUGGUUCCUUAAACUGUGCAGUAGGUAGGUUUUGAUGCUUUACCAUUUAGAGAAUUUCUUCCCGAAAAAUUUCGCGUAUAAUAAGAUUCAGCGUGGCUGGGGUGGCUAGUUGUAUAUAAUCUAGAGUGAUUGUGUCCCCGGUAUUUAGGAGAUUUGAUAUCAGCUUCGGUACCUUCAUUCCAGUAGCUUCACAUUCUGCUCAUAAUCACAAUGUGGACGCUCUAAUGUGAACAUUUUAAAGCCAUUUUGGAUAUUAUAAACAUUAGUGUGACAGUAUGUGUAUUUGCGAAAAGUCGUCUUUUUGUAUUUGUGCGUAUUAAUAUUAAAAUGUUCACGUCUAGAUCUAUUAUAUCGAGUGCCUAUAGCAUUGAACGUUAAAAUGUAAAAAGUCAGUUAAUUUCAGUAAUUAUUUGUCACCAUGUAUUGAUCUUCCAUAAAAUUACGAUGAAAUUAAAAUAUCGAUGUAACAGUAAUAAA